Bactrocera oleae (olive fruit fly) is the source of this 3510-nucleotide messenger RNA. Lineage: Eukaryota; Metazoa; Arthropoda; Insecta; Diptera; Tephritidae. The record is from RefSeq and is a predicted model, not a curated record.
UGUGCAUGUCUGGAGUCACAAUUUGCCAUAUCGAUAAUUUUGAUUUAACUUCAUUUUCAUUUCAUUGGAAUAAGUCCAUAUACUAAGUAGACGAGCACUUGCGCUUGGAAAUUGGAAUGCAUUACGAUCUGGCUGUGAAUUAUGUGAAUAUGUGUAUGUGUGUGUGUCGCAUAUGUGAAGUUGCAUUUUGGUUUGGAAUAAACUCGACUUUAGUCAGUAGCAGAUUUUACAACGAUCGACGCGCAUACAAUUUGACGAAUAAAAAAUAUGGUUUCACAAAAAAUUCUAUAAGCGUGGACUCGGGUAACUCAACGGGAUAAUACAAAAAAUGUUUCGUGCCAACAGCUAUUGUAACUAGUGCUUUUGCACCAUUUGAAAAUGUAUUUGAAAUAUUGAAGAAAAUAAAAAUAAAACAAGUGAACGCGCGUGACCUAGAGUGACUUUCUUUGUAACAUCUUAAUAUGUUCUCGCUCGUUUGUUGUGUUAUCAAAACCAAUUAAUUCGAAAAUAAUCGCAAAUAUGCAUUCAAUAAGUCACCUGCACUCGCCCAAUUGCGAUUUUAUGACUAAACUAGUGGCCGCUGAGAUUACCGAAUAUGUAACAGCUUGGAUCACCAGUGAUGGCAAUGACACGCUACAACGGUUCGCCAGUCUUCAGCUAGACUCUGAAUCCGCCAUAAAAGAGCAGGAGCAAGAGUUCGAAAAAUAUUAUUUCAUUUCGAUGAAACACUUGGCCAAGGGCCGUGAUCUGCACGAUGCCGCAGUCAACAUUGAACCACUGCGCGAGAGCGCCGUUAACCUGAAGUCCGCACUCGAUUGCUUCGCUGAAAAGCUUGAGUUGGCGCGAGAACGCAUAGAAGCAGCGACCAGACUACAACAGCUACUGCUGGCACACCAGCUCGAGGCUCACUUGCUACAGGAGAUGCAACGGCUGGCCGAAAUUUCAGGCGCCACUCAAUUGCUUGAGAAAUUCCGUCAGGAACAGCGAGAAAACAGCAACAACGAGCCGACGACAGAGCAAACGGAAAUAGCAGAAACAACCAACAACAAUAAAAACAAUAAACCAAAUAGUCUUAACCUCACACUCAACUAUCGCAGCAAUAGCACAACCAGCAGUUUAACCAAACAACAACAAUUGCAGCAACAACUGCAGCAUGUCGCCGUUAUAACAAGUACACCGCUGCCGCGCAUGAAUCGCCUUAGUCAUCGCUCCAGUUCGGGUAUCGGUUCAUUUGACGGUCAAACCUGUCAGUGUUGGCGGGAAAGCCGCAAUAUGGAGGAUAUGGAUGAAAUGCUGGACGCUGAUGGUGAGGAACUCGAAAUGGAGGAUGGCGAGGAAGAGCAAUCGAAGGUUGCCGAUUCCGGUGUGGGCGGCUGUGAGCGCUGCGAAGGAAAUCCGAAGUUGACACGCGUCUGCUCGUGCCAGAGUCUCAACGAAGCGGCCAAUUUGUACAGCAAGAGCGAUGAGCUUGAUUUCGAGUGCUAUGAGCGCCCUAUUAAACAUUAUAAUGACAUACACUCUCCCAUGGAGGCGAAUGCGCAUCUGCAGUACCACGCCUCAAGUUUGGAAUUGUCGAAGUUGGAUGAAAUCAGUUGCUUGGAUCCGAAAAUACAAAAAACGCUUCUAUUGAUCAUGCGUGAAAUGAUUGGCACGGAACGCGACUAUGUACACUCGUUGAAUUAUGUCAUUGAAAAUUAUGUUGACGAGUUGUUGCGCGAAGACAUACCGCAGCCGUUACGCGGCCAACGUAAUGUCAUUUUCGGCAACAUUGAGAAGAUCUUCGAAUUCCACAAAUGGCAUUUUCUCAAUGAACUGGAACGUUAUGAACGCAAUCCAUUGAAGGUUGGCAGCGCCUUCUUAGAAAUGGAAUCGAAAUUCUAUUUGUAUGCGCUUUACAAUAAGAACAAACCGAAAAGUGAUACGCUAAUGAGUGAAUACGGCACGGCAUUCUUCAAGUCCAAACAGUUCGAAUUGAAUGAUAAGAUGGACUUGGCCUCAUAUUUGCUGAAGCCCGUACAGCGUAUGGGAAAAUAUGCCCUACUAUUGCAACAAUUGGUGAAAGCUUGCAAUUCCGUUGAGGGUGCUGCACUGCAAGAGAUCGCCGCGGAUGUAGAAGAAUUGCACCGCGCUGAAGAAAUGGUUAAAUUUCAAUUACGUCAUGGUAAUGAUCUACUAGCUAUGGAUUCGCUGCGAGACUGUGAUGUCAAUGUCAAAGAGCAAGGACGUCUGUUGCGACAAAAUGAAUUUCUGGUUUGGCAAGGACGUGGCGGUAGAAAGUCACUGCGCCAGGUCUUUCUCUUCGAAGAUCUCGUGCUGUUUAGUAAAGCACGCCGGUUUCCAGAUCAAAAGAACUUGGACAUUUAUAUCUAUAAGAACAGCAUUAAGACGUCGGAUAUCGGAUUAACUGCGCAUGUGGGAGAUUCGAAAACGAAAUUUGAGAUCUGGUUCCGUAAGCGUAAGCCGGAUGACACAUGGACGUUGCAAUGCAUGUCGGAGGACAUAAAAAAUGCUUGGACCGAGGAAAUAUCAAAGUUGUUAUGGAAACAAGCGAAUCGAAAUCGAGAAAUUCGCCUAGCCGAAAUGUCUUCGAUGGGAAUCGGCAGCAAGCCGUGUCUCGACAUACGCCCCAGCAAUAAUCAAAUCAACGAUCGCUCCAUAACGAUAUCACAGCUCGGCAAAGCGCCCAAACUGCGUCACUCCUUCGCCGGCAUGCAGUUGGAUGUCACGAAGAGCGCACGUCGGCCCAAUUCCCUCAUCUCCGAGAGUUCAUUGUCGAGCGGCACCAGCAGUUCCUCACUCAGCACGGGCAGUUCUUCUGGUCAUGAACGCGUGAGUGGCAACGCCUGCAACAGCAAAACAACGCCGGGCGCUGUAAGCAGCCAUCAUGCGCUGGAGCUAAUCAACGAGACACAAACUUUAAUGCUGAGCGGCGUUGGCGGCGCAACAGCGGCGAAUGCGUCCAUCAGCGGCACGAAUACAAAUACGUUGAGCAGUAGCGGCAGCAGCGGCAGCAGCGGUCGCAGCGGUCGUAGCGGCAGCGGCAAGAAUGGUGCCGGAAAUGGUGGCUCGGCGCGCGCCAAACGCUCAACAACGCUUGUCAGUCAACUCUCCAUGGAAAGCGGCAUACUGUCCGACAUCUCAAUGACGCCCGAUCACGAGUCAGCGGAUGCCACAACCUGCUGGUUAAAUGCCACAACAAAAACCGCAACAAAAUCAUCACCAAACGCCAGCAGCACAACGGGCACAAUUGGCGACAGCACGGUGAUUUUCCGUCGACAUCGCUUCCAUCUACUGAAACACCACCACCACCACAAAGAACUCAACCAACAACAACAACAAUCAACACAAACGGCCUUAACGGAACGCAUAAGCACGACCGAUCAAUGCAAUCCGUAGUUGCAGGAGUAGUGCGAGCAUUGCGUAAACGUUCUGCGACAUUAAAAACAAGUUUAAAACAGCACAUAGUACCGAAAAAUUACAAAAAAAAUUAAAAUAAAAAAUAAUAAAAAA